This is a messenger RNA of Eublepharis macularius, 735 nucleotides long. RefSeq names its product phospholipase A2, minor isoenzyme-like. The transcript has 5 exons. Bases 80 to 445 code for a protein of 121 amino acids. Lineage: Eukaryota; Metazoa; Chordata; Lepidosauria; Squamata; Eublepharidae. Gene Ontology annotation, biological process: phospholipid metabolic process; fatty acid biosynthetic process; lipid catabolic process. Gene Ontology annotation, molecular function: phospholipid binding; signaling receptor binding; calcium ion binding. The record is from RefSeq and is a predicted model, not a curated record.
GGUGCCCAAGGUAAGGCCAUGGUAUAAAAGAGUCCGACAGUUUUACGUAAAGCCUUUUCUGCUAUACUUUGCUAGCAAAAUGAACGUCGUCCUUCUCUUCCUCCUGGCAACAGUUGAUACAGUGACUGCAGCUACCAGUGCCCCCUUUCGGAAUCUGUGGCAAUUCCAUAACAUGAUCAAAUGCACCAUUCCGAGCAGUGACCCACUGAAGGAUUACAGUGACUAUGGAUGCUACUGUGGCCUUGGUGGAAGUGGGACUCCUGUGGAUGACCUGGAUAGGUGCUGCCAGAUACAUGACAACUGCUACGGAGAUGCCCUAAAACACCGUGACUGUAAAUUCCUCAUGGACAACCCCUACACAAAGACUUAUACCUACAGCUGCUCUGGCAGUGAUAUCACCUGCAGCGUGGACAAGGGUUACACAAGCAACGCUGACCAGAUAUAAGAAGAGAAUGACUCAUGUGCAGCGUUUAUCUGCAACUGUGACCGAAGUGCAGCCAUCUGCUUUGCAGGAGCUUCGUACAAUAAGGAAUUCAAGAAACUGGACACCAGCGAAUACUGCAAAUGAAACUCAUUUUGCACCAGACUUUUUGCACAGUCUUUGCAUAGGCUGUUUCCCAGAGAAGGAUCUCAUAGACACUUUUUGGUAAAACAGAAAGGAUGGAAGAAGGGAGAAUGUAUUCAGGUUUCACUACAGCAAAGGAGAUUGGCCUUUAAUAAAACCAGGCAUCUGAA